GAAUAUCUGGUUCGAAAAAUCGAAGUCCUUCGGUCCGUUUAAUUCAUGUUGGUGAGCAAAUGAUCUUGCUUUUUUGCGGAUCACGGAUUUUCUUUACGUCGACCGAGUCCAUGUGUACAAGUGCGACUUCGACCGUCAGGGCUAGUCUGCUGCCCGUCUGCUGGAAGUACGGCAGAAAUGUUACCCCUUUAGACGAGUCUAAAAACUUGCAACACUUGCCCGGUGGUUUUACUUUUAUUUUCGUAAUGCAUGGAGAGGACUAGGUUUGCUGGUCACAACUGAUUUGCACAAGACUCGAACGCUGUAAGACAGCCGUGCGCUGGAGAGGGAAACAUGCGUUCUACUACGACUGCCCCUGCCACUUUUUCCACAACUACUCGAACAAACUGCUGCGUUGAGGUCCACACUGUCUGCUCGUGAUCAUCAGAUUUUCUUGCUCCUCGAAAAAAUUGAAACCCUGAGACAGCCUGCAAACCGAAGCAUCCGAAGCGGCGUGUGCAUGCUAUUCUGGUUCCUUCUUUACUGGGGAUUCGUGGUUUUUUGCCUCUGGCCUCGAGGGAAGCUAUCCAACUAUGUUGCCAACUUCGGAGGCGGUGGUUGGCGAACACCAGGCUUCGAACGCAGGCACGUACAGUGCAGAUAAUGCGUCAUCCAUGAUGCCCUGCUGUGGCGGUGACAUACGGCUCUCAGUCGAGGAGUCAGAAGACGCCUCAGGCCAAACAGAAAAACAACUCACUGGGCAAGAUCAGGGGAUGGUUGCCACAUCACAGACGCCACAUCUACUUCAGGGAACUGUAGGACAGCCGUCCAUGCUGCCCACCAGCAUUGGUUCAGGAACCACAAACGAAUCCUCCGAUCAAGUGCCGUCGGGCUGCGCGAGUCUGUGCCGUUUUCUGCCGGACACUUGUGUAUCGUACAAAUGUGUGUUGCCGUCUCCUCAAGAGAAUUCCAUCGGCUACCGAAAUCUGGAACUCUUCGUUUCGACUUUGUUGGGCAAAUGCGGGGAGGCUGUGGACCGCCAGCGUCGCGCCUCCGCCAUGUGUCUGUUUUUCGCGCUCCAUCGCGCUAUCUCGGUCCACAAUUCAAACCUCGCCAAAUGGGCAUGCAUGCGUUGGCACGCGAGUUAUGUUAUGACGCGUUGGCCGCCAAAAAAAACCAGGCUGGCGAUCCUCGCAGACGCAAUUUCUGGUCGUUCCCAGUGGCCUAGUGCACAGAAAGAAACGCUGUCUCCGGCCCUCACGGAAGUUCAGCGCAACUUGCGCACUUUCGAUAAAGAAACCAUUCGCGCGAUGGCAUGUUGCUUGCUUCCUAACAGUGCAUCGUCUCCUAUCGUUUCAGAAAACAUGUCUGUGAACGGGCAAGGUUCAGACCCCUCUCGACCCUCAACUCUCUCUAGUGUGCCUCCUGCCGAGCCGCACUACCUCGAUUCCAGAAAUGCUUCAUGCCCACUAACCAAAGGAAUCGGCUGCGGGAACAUGCGCGGGAACGGCGCAGACGCGACGUUUUCGGAUGCAGGAGCACCUCUUCGUUCGCCUGCGGUGAGUCCUCCUGCCUCGGAAGAUUCGUUGUCAGCCACGAAAAGUCCUAACGAGCGGCGCUCUUUGUUGCACAACAAGGGAUCCACUCCACGCGACUCGUCGGCUUUUUCAGCAAGCAGGAGAAACAACACAUUGUUAUCCACGAGAAACAUAAGCCUGAAUUCUUCGCGAAGCGGGGGACUCCUUGCAUCGCGAUCGGCCACGCGUGGGUCAGGCGCAGCCACAGCCGUCGAUCAAGUGCCUACGGAACUUACGGAUCUCGGCAAAGGAGCAGCUCCGAAACUUCCUUACGGACAGAAACCUCGCAGAUUGAGAGAUGGCGGCGCAAGCCCGCUGGAUCUCAGCACCGUUUCCUGCACAUCGGCGAACUCCCACAGUGGAAAGCCGGUACGGGAAGGAACGCGAAGAGACCGAGGAACUGCAUAUGGCAGAGCGGGGAUAUCAUCGGGCAGCGUUACGUCUCGAAAUUCGUUAAGCGGGCGCACUAACUGCAGAAGCGCAGAUGAAUACUGUGCUAGAAGCGACAAACGCGAGGUGAAAAAGCAUGAGACCGUCAGCGAGCUGUCCCAAGCAGAUCCAGGACCGCCAUUUUUCAUGGCAGCUGAACGGUUUGCCGCAGCUGCCACGCCUCUGAUUUCCAUGGAUUACAAGACUCUCAUGGCGGCUGCUAUGUGUAGAGCAGCAGAACUUGCCGGCUCGGCAGAUUCUCUACCGACCACUCCCCGACCGUUAAACUGACAGGCUUUACUCGUUCUUUAAGCCUGCUCUCUGCUGUCCGACGGGAUGCGAACUGUCUUGAUUUCGAUGGAGACUUGGGGCUUUUCUCGGCUAGGGAAGGAUGGCAAAGGUCUUGGCUG
Molecule: messenger RNA, 2395 nt
Organism: Toxoplasma gondii ME49
Lineage: Eukaryota; Apicomplexa; Conoidasida; Eucoccidiorida; Sarcocystidae
Exons: 3
Coding region: 573-2276 (567 amino acids)
Source: RefSeq, a predicted model, not a curated record